Messenger RNA from Paramisgurnus dabryanus, 1706 nucleotides. NCBI's taxonomy places the organism in Eukaryota, Metazoa, Chordata, Actinopteri, Cypriniformes, Cobitidae. The record is from RefSeq and is a predicted model, not a curated record.
CUCCAGUACGUAAGUGUAUGAGAGUGUUGAUCAAUCUAGUGUAACAGUUAGCCAUCAGUCAACAUGCUGGUUUGGAUUCUGGUGUGGACGUGCAUCUUCAUUCUCUUUCUUUUCAUCCGUAUUCCAAGGCCUAAGAACUUUCCUCCUGGACCACGACCAGUCCCAUUUUUUGGAAAUCUGCUCCAACUCAACAUUGCCAAUCCUUUGAAAGACUUUGAAAGGCUGGCAAAUCGUUAUGGAAAGGUUUACAGUUUGUACAUUGGAUCAAGACCAACAGUAGUGCUUAAUGGUUUUGAGGUUAUGAAGGAAGCUCUUGUUAAUAAGGCGGUUGAGUUUGCUGGACGCCCUCAAGACCUCAUGAUCAACCAUGUCAUGAAGGAAGGAGGUGUAAUUUUUGCUGACCAUGGCCCUGAUUGGAAAGAACACAGACGCUUUGCUCUCAUGACCCUGAGAAACUUUGGUCUGGGGAAGCAAACAAUGGAAGAGAGGAUUCUGGGAGAGAUUUCACAUAUUGUUGAUCAACUGAAUAAAGUUGUUGGAAGCUCCAGUGAUCCUAAGACUAUGUUCCACAAUGCUGCAUCAAAUAUCAUCUGCAUGGUUCUGUUUGGAUCUCGCUUUGAUUAUGAUGAUGCAUUCUUUAAGCGUUUUAUUGAUAUUAUUAAGGAGAAUGGAAAGAUCAACAAUGGACCAUGGGCUAUGAUUUAUGAUGCUUUACCUAUGGUGAGAAGUCUGCCCUUGCCCUUUAAGAAGGCUUUUACAAAUGCCUCUACAGCCAGACAGAUGUCUUUAAAUUUCAUCAACGAGCACAAGAAGACCAGAGUCCCAGGAGAGCCGAGGGAUUUCAUUGACUGCUAUCUGGAUGAGCUUGAUAAGAGAGGUAAUGAUGGUUCCAGCUUUGCUGAAGACAGACUUAAAUUGUACAUUGUGGAUUUGCACUUUGCAGGGACUGAUACUACCUCCAACACCCUCCUCACUGGAUUCCUCUACCUCAUGAAUCACCCCGAAGUUCAGGCGAGAUGUCAGCGAGAGAUUGAUAAAGUUCUGGAAGGUAAAGAGCAGGCGUCUUUUGAAGACAGACACAAUAUGCCGUACACCCAGGCUGUGAUUCAUGAAGUUCAGCGUGUGGCAAACACCGUACCACUGAGUGUGUUUCACUGCACCACCAAAGACACAGAGCUGAUGGGUUACAACAUCCCAAAGGGAACAGUAGUUAUUCCUAAUCUUUCAUCUGUACUAAAAGAAGAAGGUCAGUGGAAGUUUCCUCAUGGGUUUAAUCCAGCCAACUUCCUGAAUAAUGAGGGCCAGUUUGAAAAACCUGAAGCCUUUAUUCCCUUCUCGACAGGACCCCGUAUGUGUCUUGGUGAGGGUCUUGCUCGUAUGGAGCUCUUCCUGAUCAUCGUCACUCUGCUGCGUCGAUUCCACUUCGUUUGGCCUGAAGAUGCCGGGGAACCAGAUUACACCCCUGUGUAUGGGAUCACGAUCACACCCAGGCCAUACAAAAUGCACAUCAGCAUCAGAAAUCCGGUCAAAUAAUUAUAAUGAUGAUUACUGCAUAUAUUUUGCGAAGAUGGACUAUUGUGUUUUAUUUAUGAAAACAUAUGUAUCAUAAGGCACAGAACCAUGACCAGUUGGGUUAUGGCUAGACUUACUUUGAUAUACAUCAUCAAAUGUCAAUCAUUCUGAAAUAAUAAAAACUAUCAAUAUAA